GCGCGGGAGUCGCUGUCCGCGGAACCGAUAUGCAGGCGGCGCGGGCCGGCGCGGGGCGGCCGGGCCGGGAGGGCCGUGGGCUGGAGUGCGAGCGGGAGCGGCCGCCGGGCGCAGGAGUCGCCAUGCCCCUCGGGCCACCGUGCGCCUGGCCGCCCCGCGCCGCGCUCCGCCUGUGGCUGGGCUGCGUCUGCUUCGCGCUGGUGCAGGCGGACAGCCCCUCGGCCCCAGUGAACGUCACCGUCAGGCACCUCAAGGCCAACUCCGCAGUGGUCAGCUGGGAUGUCCUGGAGGAUGAGGUUGUCAUCGGGUUUGCCAUCUCUCAGCAGAAGAAAGAUGUGCGGAUGCUCCGCUUCAUCCAGGAGGUGAACACCACCACCCGAUCGUGUGCUCUCUGGGACCUGGAGGAGGACACAGAAUACAUCGUGCACGUGCAGGCAAUCUCCAUCCAGGGCCAGAGCCCAGCUAGUGAGCCUCUGCUCUUCAAGACCCCACGUGAGGCCGAGAAGAUGGCGUCUAAGAAUAAAGGCAAGCCUGGGCAUGCUAGAGUCCCAGGGUGGGGGCAGUUAGGCGAGGGCGGUUGGGCAGAGCAGGGAGGAAGCAAAGCACCUCAAAAGAUGGAGGUUUGCUUUGGUCCCCCAGGAGGAGACUGGUGUGUAAACGUCCUCCUUUGGAUUGAGUCCAAACGCUGCCACCCCAAGCAGCCUUCACGAUGUUCCUGGAACUCUUCAUGUUCCAGGAACUUCUUCUUGUGGGCUUGGCCCCGGAGGAAUGGCUGGGGAGGAAAGGAGCCCAGGACUAGCUAAUCUCUCCCCACAGAUGAGGUGACCAUGAAGGAGAUGGGGAGGAACCAGCAGCUGCGAACAGGCGAGGUGCUGAUCAUCGUUGUGGUCCUCUUCAUGUGGGCAGGUGAGUCAGGCGUCCAGGUCCAGGUCCUUCUUCACUGACCCCUGAGGAACUGAGGGC
Molecule: messenger RNA, 963 nt
Organism: Alexandromys fortis (reed vole)
Lineage: Eukaryota; Metazoa; Chordata; Mammalia; Rodentia; Cricetidae
Gene: Fndc5
Product: fibronectin type III domain containing 5
Exons: 3
Coding region: 30-803 (257 amino acids)
Biological process (GO): positive regulation of brown fat cell differentiation
Cellular component (GO): extracellular region; plasma membrane
Molecular function (GO): protein binding
Source: RefSeq, a predicted model, not a curated record